Messenger RNA from Pyrgilauda ruficollis (rufous-necked snowfinch), 4011 nucleotides. It is a transcript of the gene CBX3, whose product is annotated as chromobox 3. The transcript has 4 exons. The coding region runs from base 1 to 1029 and encodes 342 amino acids. Gene Ontology annotation, molecular function: chromatin binding. The record is from RefSeq and is a predicted model, not a curated record. Gene Ontology annotation, biological process: chromatin organization; negative regulation of transcription by RNA polymerase II. Gene Ontology annotation, cellular component: nucleus; pericentric heterochromatin. NCBI's taxonomy places the organism in Eukaryota, Metazoa, Chordata, Aves, Passeriformes, Passeridae.
AUGGCCGUCUCCGAAAUGAGCCGAAGGAGCUGUCGUCGUCGAGCUUAUCUGCUUCGACAGCGGCCGGAAAAAGCCGAACCAGGAAUGGAAGCCCAUUCGACUCGCUUCGGUAAUUUCCGGAAUCUGCCGCAGCACGCGAAAAUGGCGCUCGGCGCCAGCUCGGCAAUUUCCGGACAGAAAGACGCAGCAAGUCAUCGACUAGUUCAGCCAGCUCGGCAGUUUCCGACAACCGACAGGCUCGCGAGACGUGCCCGAGCGCAGCCGAAGCGGCCUCGAACGCUGCUGGCAUCGUUUAACUUGUUUUUGGUUUUUUUCCGGAAACUGACAAAAGGCCCCGAAGGCUCAAACCUCGGCGUUAAUAUUUGUCGGGGGCGGGCGCGCAUCGCCCCCCGAAACCUCGCCCUGGCCCCCUUCCCCCCCCCGCCCAGGCAGGAGGAAGUAAGAGCUACAGAGAUUUUGGCACAAGUGCGACAUAUCGCGGGGUCCCGGCGGAGGGAGGCGGACUUCACCGCAGCCCGCUCCGUUCUACCCCGCACUGUCGGCAUCGGGCGUGCCGCCCGCUCCGCCGCUGUGUUCUCCUCCCCUCCUUCAUCCCCUCCCUUUUUCCCUCUCCGGCGGCCGUACACGCACCGCGACAAAGGUGCUGACAACACAUGGGAACCUGAAGAGAACUUAGAUUGUCCAGAGCUAAUUGAAGCUUUUCUGAACUCUCAGAAAGCUGGUAAAGAGAAAACAGAUGGUGCCAAAAGAAAAUCUUUGUCAGAUAGCGAAUCUGAUGAUAGUAAAUCAAAGAAAAAGCGUGAUUCUGUUGAUAAACCAAGAGGGUUUGCAAGGGGUCUUGAUCCUGAGCGGAUAAUUGGGGCUACGGAUAGCAGUGGAGAGCUUAUGUUCCUCAUGAAAUGGAAAGACUCUGAUGAGGCAGAUCUGGUGCUGGCCAAAGAAGCUAAUGUGAAGUGUCCUCAGAUCGUAAUCGCUUUUUAUGAAGAACGGCUAACUUGGCAUUCAUGCCCAGAAGAUGAAGCACAAUAAUUGUUUGCAUUGCUUUUUUUAUAUAUAAGAAUAUUAAAACCCAAAAUUUGAUUUAUUAGCAAUGUGAGAAGCAUACAUUCUAACAAGUUUCAAAUUUGAUAUUUUUUUGAAGUAGUAUGUUUUGCAUCAACAGCAAGUAAAUAAAAGCUUUCUGCAACUUGUUUCAUUUACCACAAGAGAGCAUUUGAUACUACUACUUCCUCCAUAUUAGGUAAAAGCUUUUAUAAAAAACAUUGAUAAACUUCCUUAGUUAUUACAGAAUCAUAAUGAAUGUCUAAACAAACUCACAGAUGUUUUGUAGUCUUCUAUACUAUUGAUGUGCAUGUAUCUUCUUUACCCAACCUAGCCCUUUAAACCUGUAAGGUCAUUCUUUUUAGUAUUUGGGAUCACUUGGUCUUAAGAAGACCAGGUGAAAACUAACUUUGUAGUAAUUUGAAUGUUAUCAGACUGUAUAUUGUUUACUUUAUUGUAAAUACUGGUGAGCAGUGGUCAAUAAAAUAGUUUUAUAUUCUUCCUUUAUACUGAUAGGCUGUGACUCUUUUGAAGCGGGGUAUUUCUCAACUUUUGAUAUGUUAAACUCAGUUUGUAAUAUAUUUAACUGUAAGUUGUUCUCUCGGGGGGUAGGUUAAUUAUUAAUAUUACCCCACUGCUACUCUUAUCAGAAUAUUGGAUAAGUACCAGGCUUUGAUUAUUAGUUGGAGGUUUUUGUGAAUACUGUCUGAGACACGGGUUUUCCUCAGUCAGGAAGGGCCUAUAACAUUAAUGUGCUUCAGGUACUCCUGUAAGUCACAGAUUGCAACCACACAACUUAGGUACAGCAGUUAGUGACAAGGCCAAGUAGCCUCUGCAGGCAUACUAGGAAAUAUUUGACAUGUAUUGACAGUAUUAGCCCUUGCUUUAAUUUCAGUUCUUAAUAAGAGGCUAUAGUAUACUCUAGGGCUGGUUCAGAUGGAAUUAUUCUUCAGGCCAUCACCUCAAGUAUACUUACAUGGCUCAGCUUUUAAAGUGGAAUAUUUAAAUGAAGAUACUUAAGUCAUAUACUUGGAGCAAAAUACUUUGUUUCUAUUUCAGACUGAAUUUUGAAAUUAGUCCUGUAAUCAGCUGCUUGGGUAAUACCUUCAGAAGGGCAAAAGUAAAAGGUGGGGAACUCAGGAAGAGUAAAGUUGCCAUUCAUCUUUUCACUUGGUUUUAUCUAAACACCGUCUUUGUGUUUUGACUACCAUGAUAUAGUUUGCCUUAAGCUGUGCUUAUAUGUCAAUGGCCAAGAUUAUUUCAGAAUUAUCCUUAAUUUAGAGUUUUGACUAAAAAAUAUAAUCCUGUAGUACACUGUCAGUGUCAAUAGACUUAUAGAAUGGUUUUGGGUUGAAAGGGACUGUGAAGAUCAUCUAGUUCCAACCUACCUGCCAUAGGGAGGGACACUUUUCACUAGACCAGGUUGCUCAGAGCCCCAUCCAACCUGGCCUUGAACACUUCCAGGGAUGGGUUGUCAACAACUUUUCUGGGCAGCCUGUUCCAGUGCCUCACCACCCUCAGAGUAAAAAAUUUCUUCCCAUAAUAUCUAACCUAACCCUACUCCUGGUUUGGAGCCAUUUCCCCUUGUCCUGUCACUACAUGCCUUUGUAAUUCCUCUCCAGCCUUGUAAGCCUCCUUUAGGUCCUGGAAGGUUCUCUUAAAUCUCAUUGGAGCCUUCUUCAGGCUUAAUCCCAACUUUCUCAGCCUGUCUUCACAGGAGAGGUGCUAGAGGUGCUACAGUCCUCUGAUCAUCUUUGUGGUCCUUCUCAAAGGUGAGACAGUUGGGAUUGCCUGAGUGUUUUUUCAGAAGAUUGAAAGAAGGAGAUAUUCCUGGAAAUCCUCAUAUAGUGUGCAUAGCCUGAAGAGUGAAGGAAUGAAUCCAGUCUGUGCUUGAUGUUCUUUUGAUACUGUUUCACAAAUCAUUACUAUAAUUAUUUGUCUUUUCAAUAGUUUCAAAAGGCAUUUCUAUUGCAAAACAAAGCCUGCCACCGUAGAACACCUUCUUAUAGUUAAACAGCAAUGGCUAAACUUGCUAUGUGAACUUUUUUCCUAAAGAUUUUUUAUUACUGGUUUUGGGCAGAAUUCAGUCUGUCUGUGACUCUAGGAAAAAUCUGAUAUUCCUGUUAACAUGGGGCUCCCUUGCACCACAUAAUGAUAAUUUGAGCACUUAACUAACCUCUCUUGCCAAUUCCUUAGACAAAUCACCCUGAUUUGAUCACGUUUAAGACUUCUACAGAGUUCAUGGCUUAAUUUUUGGGAGCCUGUAAUAGGAAUAUUUAUACACCUAGUAUAUAGGAUUCUGAAAUCCUUGUUUUUUUUAUCCAGUAGCUUGAUAAACACAUGGGCUAAAGAGGAAUUUCAAAGCAGCUUGUAUUCUCCUGCCAGUUUCUUCAGUAUGGAGUACUUUGUAAAGAGUCUUAAAACUGUUACUGUACAAGUCGCAUUUUACUGCCUGAAGCUUUGCAGUUUCUGUAACACAUUUCAAGUGUGGAUAUCAAGCCUGUGUGAAGUUGCUGAUUUGAAGCAAUACAGGUUAAACGGUUGUUUUUAAUUAUUGGUUAUUGUUAGUGGUAGACAAAGAUUUUUGUUGAAAGGUUGGUUCUCCUCAAUUUGUAACCCUUAAAACACAGAUUUGUAACUAUAUACAGCUUUUUACCUUCUAUUUGGUUCUUCCUUCUGACUUAAUAAAAAUUACACUGAAUUCACUUUUAAACAACUUUGCAGCUUGUUAGACAGUUCUUUAGAUUGCUGAUUUUUUUAUGUUAUGAUGGUAAAUAUGCUGACUGGUACUUGUUUCCUUUGUUUUCUCCUCACUUUGUGUCAAACUGAGUUUUGCUAGUAACGAAAUGCAACACUUUAAAGUUACAAGUUAUGUAAAGUUAUGCUGAAUGUGCUGCAUACAUAGGCAAAAAGUUAACAAAUGUUAUUAAUUUAAAAUUUACUGAUUAAAUAAAUGAGAUAUCUUCUGUA